Molecule: messenger RNA, 2791 nt
Organism: Rhopilema esculentum
Lineage: Eukaryota; Metazoa; Cnidaria; Scyphozoa; Rhizostomeae; Rhizostomatidae
Source: RefSeq, a predicted model, not a curated record
UUCACUGGGUUUCAAUACAGUCACCGAAUUCUUGCUAUACUGUCUGCUGUACUUAAGUUACAGUAGAAACCCUUUUUCUGGGUUAGGCAUAAAGAUUUGACAUGAAAUUCUUGUGCGAAGCUUUAAUUUUGGCAUUAGUUGUCUCAAGUUAUGAAAGAUUUGCUCAUGGAAAGACACUGAGGCAUAAAAAAGAUCAUCGAUCGACCGGCCGGAAACAUAACAAGCAUGCCGCAGAUGCAAUUCAUAUAACCAAGACAGGAAAACACUCCAAAUAUAAGCAAAAGCAUCGAUGGAGCUUUGGAGAUUCCGAGCUCAAGCAUUUGGAAAAUAUUGACGAAAUUUUGGAAAUCAGAGACAAUGAACAAUUUGCCAACAGAGUGUUCCAGAUGAUGAAGGAUGACGACUCAGAUGUGCUUAAAGAUAUUGACGAAGACGAGGAACCUUCACUGUACUUGCCAAAGGAAGGUUCUCAGCGAUAUAUACAAGAUCUAAAACAUCAUUUCCAUGGAAAAGCAAGGCUAUGGAAUACCAUUGCAGACACUAUCCUCUACAAACGCCAAAUGAUACAUCCAGCAUAUAAUUAUACGGUAGCAAGCGCCGGCAUGACACAACAGCCAACAGUCCAAUCAUCGAACCAAAUAUCACCAUCUCCACUAGGUUCCCUGUCAUCAUCCUCGUCAACAUCUCCUUUUGUAACUUCAAAUAACGUGGAUGCUGGAAAGCAAGUACCAGCUCAGAAACCAUCAAAAGAAUUCGGAAGUGAAGACGUCCUGAAAAACAAGACUGUAAAGUCCUCACGUGUGUGUAAACCAGGACCCCCUCUGUCUUCCAAUAAGCGACUGCCAAACUGCCUUCUCAUCGGUGAUUCAAUAACAUUAGGGUCCUCCUACACAGUGGCUGCUGCUCUUCAAGGCAGAUGCGCCGUGCAAGUAUCUCCGUUUUCAAAAGGAGGAUGUGCCUUGGACUCGAGUUAUGGGCUGAAAUGCAUUCAACUCAUUUUGUCAACAACAAACCUAACGCCUACAAGGUUUGAUGCUAUUGUUUUCAACUUUGGUAUGCACGAUAUUGACUAUUCAGGCAAAUUUCCAGAGGAAUUUAACGACGAAACUACGUAUGCAAGAAAUUUAGGCCGUUUGAAGAAGAUACUUUCAAAAACUGGGGCAGGAAUAGCAUUUUCAUUAACGACACCAGUCCCGUACGAUGAAAAGAAAAAUAAACUUGUUGUCAAGUACAACGAUAUUGCCAAAAAAGUGAUGUCUAAGGCUCCUCCGGUGGAUGUGAUUGAUUUAUACAGCUUUAUUGUCGAGAAGUGUGGCAAAAUACCUUUUAAGAACUGUUUCAUGGUGAAAAAGCCUAAGGAUGUGCAUUACGGUUUAGCUGGUUCGAUUCUCCUUGGGAAACAGAUUGCUGCCAAAAUUGCAUCCAUCUUGAAAAAACGAGAUCUUUGGGUUCAGCGAGGCUAUAGCCUCCCAGAAAAUGCUACUCUUGCCGAGCCAUUAUUUACCAAUUUGAAAGAAGAUUCUGUUAAAUGUUCCACGAAUGCUUUGAUUCCGACAAGAUGCCCUUCUGAAUCGACAUGUGUAUCAAACAGUAUUUCUAGAUCGAACUUUGCAUGCUGCAUGCUUGAGAAUGGCAUCGAUUGUAAAGAUAAUUUCCACUGUUGCCCUGAAAACACGGUUUGCCAUAAAAAAUGCUCGCCCUUAUGGUGCAGAUGCAUCCCACUGUCGCCUUGAUUUUCUCGUUUCACAACUAAAAUAUGUCACUAACUAGUUUGGUUUUCUAAUAUUUACCACAAGGUUCAGGGAUGGCUGUAGCAUUAACGACCCGAGUAAUUGGUAAUACUGAAACACGAAUGGUUGAAAUUUAUCAUCAAAAUUAGAAAAAAAUCGCAAAAGCCUAAAAUAAAUGCAAAUUCAAAGCAGAAGCCUAUACUGACGAAAAUACGACAACUUUGAAAAUAUGUCACCCAGUCACAACGCUCCUGCAUGUUUAUAAAUGGCAGUAGUUAUUAAGUGAGUGUUUAAAGAUUCCCAUAAUUAGUAAGUAUUUUACUCUUAUAAAAGAUUUUAACUUAUAGAAGUAAAUGCAACAUAGAUAAAUAUAGAUGUCUGUAAUUUUCAGAUUUGGUAGUGUAAAAUACGAGAAUAAGCGGUAGUAUUUUUGAUGGAUGAUUAAAGCAUGUAGUUAAAUUGUAUAUAUUUUAUCGUAUAUUAAAAGAUGGAGUCAACAUUUGUGGAUAUAAUUUUUUAACAUGAAGCUUUAAGAAAAUCUGCAUGAUUUUCUCAGUUUUAAAGCCGAGAUAAGCAAUGAAAUAACUGUAAUACUGAGCAGUGGGACACUGCCAUAAGGGAAAUGGGGAGAAAACGUCAUGAAUAAAGGAAGAGAUAGAAAUUGAAGGAAGUUCCACAAGAUCCCUCCUGAAAUAAACUCUGAUAAAAUUUCAUUUGAUAAAUCAUUAUAUUGAAAACACAUUCAGCAGCGAGUUAAAUGAGACAUUGAUGAAGAAGCUUCCACAGAAAAUGAAAAUAUCACUAUUUUGAACUAAAAUAUAUUUUGUGCUUUGAUUUAUGCUGUUGCUUGAUAUUUUUAGAGACACUGGGAAAAAGUUAUGAAAAACUCCUUUUGUUUUGCAAAAUUGUAAAGGGACCAGAAAUGAACAAGCUGUAAAUGAACAGAAAUAAUCAUAGUGGCCCAUAGCCAACAAAAAAACCGAAAAAUCUUGAAUAUCAUUAAAGAACUAUUUAUUUGGCAACUUGUAGAUGUCGUUUAUUGACCCCCUCAAAUAAACUCC